Seminavis robusta is the source of this 426-nucleotide messenger RNA. Lineage: Eukaryota; Bacillariophyta; Bacillariophyceae; Naviculales; Naviculaceae. The record is from the annotation of a GenBank genome assembly.
AUGGCUGCCACCACAGCGGAAGCAACCGCAGGAGUACCAUCUGAUCAGCAAGAAGAAGAACAACAACACGAAGACCAAGAGGAUACUGAUGAUGAUGAUGUCGAUGACGGUGAACCGAGAGAUCGAGCCAAGCCGGGCAAGAAGCCCAACAAAAAACCAGCGAAAAAGCCAAGUCCCCAAGAACUCAAACUCAAAAAGGAGUUUAUGCUGAUUGACGUAAACAAUAGUGGCUUUAUCGACAAGGCUGAUUUGGUCAAAGCAACGGGUGGUUAUUUACCGGAAUCCUUCUUUACAAAUGCCAUCAAGCUCAUGGAUACCAACAGGGAUGGAAAAAUUAGCUUUGAAGAAUACAAAAUUGUUCGAGGCUUGGCCAGUAGUUUGAAGGAAGCUGCUUUUGGAAAAAAGACGGGAGAUGGAAAGAAAUAG